UUUCACUUCCGCACUACUGCUGUGUAUACCUCGUUAGCCUCUUGGAUGCCCUUCUUUCACACAUUUUUUAGAACAAGCGCGUUUAAUAUCGAGGAAAGAAAAAGCGUGCAGCUAAAAACGUUCCUUUUAGAUGUGAUGAGUUCAUGCAUAUUUACUUUAUUCUUUUCUGAAUAACAACACAGCAGCUUUAUUAAGUGAACCAGGAAGCGACGUUAGCGAGAGGAAGCUCAUCAACGUUGGCUACAUGUUUAAACAAAGCUGUAACUAACAAAGAAGCUGUGCCCGCUUGUUUACAGUAGAAGAAGUCAUGAAGGUGGUGUACAGUCACGAUGGAGGGCCCUUCCUGGUGUGGACCCUGGUGGUUCAGCUGGUGCUCUGUGGCAGUGGGGUCUACGCCACUGAUGGCACAAAGAACUGUAAACUGUUAACAGAGUCUGCCUCAGAACGGGAAGUCCUCAAUCGACUAGAGCCACUCGCCCAUAAAAACUUUACAGCAGUGACCAAUAAUGGAACUGAGAGUUACACAUACGUGUUCCAGUUGUGCGGGGACGUGGGGGGGAUUCAAGGAGCUGGAGUUGUUCAGUUCGAAACCAAGAAGAUGGAAAAUAAACCGACAGUGAUUGGCAUGUAUAAUGCAACACAGGCCAUUGGAGGAAGUGACUGGGUGAUGUUGUUCUACAGAAAUGGUGAAAGCUAUGAUGGCCACUGCUCCAAGGAAAUGAGAAAAGCCAUGAUCAUGAUCUCUUGUAACAGGGGAAUAAGUUCGGACCAGAUGAAGGUGGUGCUGGAAGUCAGGCAGAGGACGCAGGACUGUUUCUACCUGUUUGAGCUGGACUCCAGUGCAGUGUGCCCCUCUCUUGAGUCCCACCUCAGCACUGGCUCCAUAAUACUCAUCAUUGGUUUCUGUCUUCUUUCUGUGUAUCUCCUCGGAGGAUUUCUCUACCAGCGACUGAUUGUUGGAGCCAAAGGAAUGGAGCAAUUCCCAAAUUAUGCUUUUUGGCUGGAGGUUGGCAAUAUGACAGCGGAUGGUUGUGACUUUGUGUGCCGGUCACAAAAUCGUGAGGAAGCCCCCGCUUACAGAGGAGUGGCAACAGAGCCUUUAGAAGAGGAGCCAGAGGAGCGAGACGACUACUUACUGCCUAUGUGACCUCCAUAUGUCAGGAAUGGGACAGACAUGUUCACUAUGUGACACGGCGUACUUUUUCUCAAGUUUCAGGUUGUUGGUAGACACAAGUCUUGUUUUCUCUUGUGCUGGUUUAGGUUAGGACCUGUCAACACUUUGCUUGUAUUCCAAACCUGUGCCUAAGGCAACUACAGUGUGAUCUGCUUGUCACUUAGGAGGGCAUGUUAUUAAUUGGGCGGACAUACAUGUCUGCUCUUACUUCCCCAUGCAUUUCAUUCAGCUGUUUGCUGUCAAACAAAUGAAUGAUUCAUCCAAGAUUACAAAGUGACAAUAAAGAUUAACUCUUCAAUGGAAAUUUGGCACAAAAGGGAGAAGUUAAGAAUUCGGGUUUCUGAUUUGAACUCAAUUACAUAUUGCUCAUCUUUUCCCGCUUAGCUAAUGAUUGUUGUUCGAAGUUGGUGCAGGUUGCAGCAAGCUGUUUUUUUAUGCGUCAUGGUUCUGCACUGACAGUUGCAGGUUACAAAACAAGUGCUUUUGCUUGUGUCAUUUGGCUUUAAUCAGUUUGUUUUUGUGUUUUAAAAGUAAUAUGAGAAUGCAAGUGUUUAAUGUUUAGUUCUGUUACUAUGCUCACACCCUUGCUUAAGAGGUAGAAAUCACUGCAGAAACCAUAGCUUGACUGAAUUUGAGUUUUAGUUUGGCAUUUUCUUUUCUUGCACAUUUUGGCGAAAAUAUACCACAUCAUUGCUAAUGUGUACCUAACAUGUUCAGUAUUUCCAGCUUUCUGACUGACAUCUAGGCUGACUUACAUCUUCCAUUUUUAUCAGAAAGGUCAACAAUUUAGUUAAGUUGAUGUGUUAAACUUACAAGUUUGGUGUUUGAAGCAAUGCAUCCUGCUAAUUUAUCAGUGAAUUGUAUCUUAAAUCACUAUUGUAGGCCUGUUAAUGCUACUACACAGUGAUGGAUAUUUGGAAGGUUAUGAAUUCUGCUUUUCAUAAUGUAUGAUUUGAAAAAAGUAUGGUUUAUAUCUACUUGUAUUUUCAUAGUAAUAUAACAUUUGCAGUAAAGGAACAAUAUUCAUACUCGCAAGAUAUUUAAUUAGGAAACGUAUGUUUGGUUAACGGCAAAUGCACAAACACUAACAACGACAACAAUAUUUUAGGAGGAUAGAUCUGCAAUGUAAGCAUUUUCUAUACACCUUCUUUAUUCAAGUUUUUUUAUGGUUGUAAAAAUGUUACAGCUCUGAGGAUAAAAUGAUAGGUUAGUUAUGUCGAAAUGAUGUUAAAGUUUCAGUUGUGAAUUAACUUACUAUAUUAUUGUGAAUGAGUGAGAGUUUGUUUGUUGGAUUUUGUUUAUUUUUUCAUGAUUUGCUUUUUUGUGUUUAUUAGCCUUUUUUUUGCUUAGUUUGGUGAAGUCUGGUGGAAAUGGUCACUCCUGUGGAUGUAGUGAAAUUACCAACCUCAAGAUUAACAUAAAGCUGUUUUGGUUCAAGCAUGAUUUCAAACCACCAAGCUUUCUGUUUGUUUCUUCAUUUCACCAAAAAUGAAAGUAGCUUAUGUGUGCCCCUUGUAGUGGUGAAGUAAGUACACACCCAAGUGCACUCACCUCUGGAGAUGUAAUGAAUGUAAAAUGUUUUAAUAAAAACAUUUCAUGCACAGA
Messenger RNA from Trematomus bernacchii (emerald rockcod), 2779 nucleotides. It is a transcript of the gene m6pr, whose product is annotated as mannose-6-phosphate receptor (cation dependent). Gene Ontology annotation, molecular function: protein domain specific binding. The record is from RefSeq and is a predicted model, not a curated record. Lineage: Eukaryota; Metazoa; Chordata; Actinopteri; Perciformes; Nototheniidae. Gene Ontology annotation, biological process: protein targeting to lysosome. Gene Ontology annotation, cellular component: Golgi apparatus; trans-Golgi network; endosome. The coding region runs from base 308 to 1147 and encodes 279 amino acids. The transcript has 7 exons.